Messenger RNA from Plodia interpunctella (Indianmeal moth), 2745 nucleotides. RefSeq names its product naked cuticle (gene nkd). The record is from RefSeq and is a predicted model, not a curated record. NCBI's taxonomy places the organism in Eukaryota, Metazoa, Arthropoda, Insecta, Lepidoptera, Pyralidae. Gene Ontology annotation, molecular function: calcium ion binding. The transcript has 5 exons. Gene Ontology annotation, cellular component: cytoplasm. Bases 142 to 1419 code for a protein of 425 amino acids. Gene Ontology annotation, biological process: negative regulation of Wnt signaling pathway.
UCAUCGAGUUUAUGUUGCACACUGAUUGAACUCGUGCUGUUUGUGAAUGAUUUUCGUGAUAGUGAUUAUUGUUUAAUCCUAGUGUAAUAACAAAUAAGCGGUCCUUUUGAAGUGUGCGGGAUGCGUGCGUGAGCGCAGCGCAUGACGUGCUACGAAACAUUGAGAACUCCGGCACCCGCCGCGGACGCCCCCAUGGCGCACCACUUUGUCAAGUGGUGGCGCAACAAGUUUAGAAAUGGAUAUAAGAAAUUCAGCAUCGGCACGGAAAGCGAAAGGACAGACACCGAGGAGUUAGUGGGACGCGCCGCUUCUCAAUGUUCUGCACCCCCAGACCUGUUGCCUAGCGAGGCUAGGGCGCUUUUGCAGCCUACAACACCCCCGCCACGGCAAAUUCGGGGAGUACCCGAACCUACUUACAAGCCUCCACCAUCUCCAAUCCCUAUCGACAAUGAUGAAAAGCAACCCAGAUUGCGAUUCGAGGAGCUGACCUGCGAUGUAGAACUUAAGCACCACGAAUCAUCCAAACAACAACCACUCCAGUUCUCUUUUACUCUUUACGACCUUGACGGACAUGGGAGAAUGACAAAAGAUGACAUAGCUGGCAUCGUGUCAACGAUAUACGAGUCGAUAGGGAAGUCGGUCACAGUACCUCAUUAUGGCUCGAAAACCAUACAAGUGCGGCUAACGGUCGUACCGGAAGAUGGGAGCGCACGAACUCCGCGGGAGAGGCGGGAGGGGAGGCGGCGACGGCGGCGAGAAACCACAACCGCUGCGCCCGCACCUCCGCCCGACUGCCCCGACAGCGAGGAAGAGAGAGAACGGCUGUCUCACGACGACGACUCGUCAAAGUCUUCCUGCUCCGGCGACCGCAGAUCUCAACAACGACCGCAACCUAUAAGCAACCCUCGACCAUACCGACAUCAUCGCCGGGAACAUAGGGAAAGAAAACAUACUAAGAAAAGGUCCGGCAGCUUACAGAGACGGGAGCUACUUGAAAUUAUACAGGCUAACAUGGAAAAGAACCAUAUGAGCUUUCAAACCUCAAGAAAGACCAGUGAUCCGGUUGCCAAUGAAGAAGAGAUAACGACGAAAUAUCAAAAACUGCGUAACAGAUCAUAUACAGUGAGUGAGAAACCCGUAAAUGCAUUCCAAAAGACGAAGACUGAGAACAUAGGAAACGGCUACCUGGAUUUAGCGAGUGGGGGCGAUUCUAAUUUGUGCCGGUACGAUAGGUAUCUACACGCCGUGAUAUGUUCAUCAGCUCGGCAUGCACACACGGGCUACCACCAACGACAAACGCAGACGCCCCGAACCCCGCCGCGCCCCUCAAAACUCCCGCAACCUCGCUCGCGAUCCCAUGACAUGCCCAACCAUGCGCAAACGCAGCACCCUAGAGUCCUUCAAAUUAUAUUCUUAUAGAACUUAAUAAAGGGCAUUGUCGGCGACGAUUGUCCUUCUCUCUAUUUAGUUAUGAGAACAUGCAAAUUUCGAGUUACCAAGUGCUGUACUGAAAUAAUUUUAGAAAAUAUAAAUUUGACAAAACAUUAGAUUUAAUUAGUUUUGUAUAUUAGUCAUUAAUCAGUAUUUAUUCAUGGCAAUGUGUCUUAUAAAUACAUUUUAAAAUAAAAUGGCAAAUAUUGUAAUAAGUUUUUGUCUGUCCUAAAACAUUAUGGAUAAUAGUAAUAGAUAUAAAUGGACAUUUUCUUCUUAAGAAAUUAUUUUGAUUUUGAAUCUUAACAAUCCUAUACCUAUUUGCCUUGUAUUUGGGUGCGAUUCCAAAAUUUUGAUUUUGUUCAGUUUUCCGAAAAAUAGGGGAUUUUGUUUAUGGCGCAUCCAUAACGAUUGAAAACUUUUAUAUCUGUAAAUUGUCUCACUUUAUAUUAAUGUAUAAUACCUUUAUCUCAUCCUAGACCUCGAUAUAGACCACGAAGUUCACAGAGCUAGACCAUGACAGUAAUACUUAGGUAUAAAAAUAAAUACAAUGCAAAUAAAUAUAAUGUAGUUACAUAAUUAUAAAUUAAAGUAUCUGUGAAUGUCACAAAGUGUUAUACAAUGUUGGUUGGCUUUAUAAAUAAUUUGAUAUUUUGUAACUGCUUUGUGGAGCACUUAUGGCAAUGUGCCUUAAUAUUUGUAAUUUAUGUAGAACUCAAACUCGUGCUACUCAAAAUCUAAAGAAACAUUGGUUUGAGUGACAGCGAAAGUGUUAAUUGAAAAAUCUUGUCCAUAUUUAUAUCUGUGUAUUGUUAAUAACAAAAUGCUCAGUAGAUGUAAUUUGUAAAACUCAUUUUCGAGUUUAGACUGAUUUUAGAAAUAAGUGUUGAAGUACUUGAACAAUGAUAUUUUAUAAGGGAACUGUUUUAUGUAUAACGAUUUAUUAUUACUUGUACUUAAUCAAAGCUGUUAUGUGUAUACUUUUUCAACGGAACCAAGUAUCUUAUGUCAGAGUAAAAUCUCAUUUCUCAUGUUUAUAGUACCAAUAUCAGUAUUCUUUAUUCUAAACAUUAAGGGAAUGAAUCUCUAGAAAGUUAUUAUCUACCUCUUACUUAUAUAAUGUAUUAUUAAUAAUUUAUUGACAUCCGAAUCCUAAUUUAACUUUAGUUAUAAUUUAGCUUGUAUUGUGAUAAUUUGUUAAAGUUAUAGGGUCACUCAAAGAUAAAUUAGAUGUACAGUUAUAAGUGUACAAAGUGCUCGAUCUUGUCAAAAAUAUUUAUUAAUUUGAAAUAUAAUCUUGAGAUUACUUUACAA